AUGGAUAAUUCGAUGAAUGAAACAGAGGCACAUCAAUCUUUUCGAUCUCCACCUCGCCGAAGACGGUCAACAUUCUUCGAACGAAGGGACUCUAUAGUCCCACACGCAAUGACUGACAAUGUAAACUCAAAUAAGAAAGAGGCUGACGCACAUGAAAGGCACUCUGAAGAUCUCACAAGAUAUUGUGAGAAACUCCUGGCUGAGAAAGAAAUGUGGAAGAAGGAGGUAAAUGAGAGGAGAAACAAGUACCAUGACCUGAGACAACAAUACCAGAUGGCUGUAAAAGCAUCUAGCAGAUCAAGAAUGUCUUAUUCAGCACUAUCCAAUGAAGAUAUAGAAUUCAUCAAAGGAAAACCAAACAUAUCCAAACUCAUUGACAGUCAACAGAAACUUCACAAAUCUGUGCUAGAGACCCGAGCACUAUAUCAAAGGGCAAACGAACUUGAUAAUGUAAUAUUGACACAGAGUGAAAAUAUUGUCAGUAUGGUCACAGAUUACAUACUAGAAAACAGUACUGUUGGACCAACAGAAUGA
Molecule: messenger RNA, 534 nt
Organism: Spodoptera littoralis (African cotton leafworm)
Lineage: Eukaryota; Metazoa; Arthropoda; Insecta; Lepidoptera; Noctuidae
Source: the annotation of a GenBank genome assembly